AUGGCGAUGAUGCUCCAAGAACCACGCACCGCUCUUCCCCCGCCUCCCCCCGCCCCGACCGGGUUUUGCUGGGAGCCCCCGGGGCGUGUACGAGCCCGAGCCCAGCCGGGCCAGUGCUGCCCGGGCUCGGGCUCAGUCCCGGUCCCCGUCCCGGUCCUUGUCCCACCGCGAUGUGAGCGCUCUCGCAUCAUGGCCCGGCAGAGAGACCUGGACAAGCUGCUGUCAGACCUGCAGUCCUUCCUCCUCAUCCUUGACCGGGAAAGCCUCAGUGCUGUGGCUCAGGCCAAGAAGAAGUCGGUGGCUGAUCUCCUCUCCCGACUGCAGAGCCCCCCGUCAGAGGAUGCAGAGUACAUGAUCAUGCGCUGCCUCUCGCCUUCCCUGGGGAUCCCGCAGGACCAGGCUGGUCCAGGAACCAGGACAAUGGGAGGGAAAGACUGUGAGUGUGGCCCAGCCAGCACUGUGAGCCUGCACGGACGGAGCAAGGUGCCGGGCAUGUUGCCAUCCCCACCAGCUGAUGACUCCUAUGAAGAUGCCGAACCCCUCAGCUCUGACAGAUGCGCUGGCUCUGGUGCUGCUGACACUGACAGCAGCAAGUACGAGUUGUAUGAGGAGGAUGAGGAUGGCAUAACGGACUGUGCCCACUACCUGCGGCGGCCACUGGCCACUGGCUCCAACGCUGAGCCCUCUGGCCACCCUGAAGCACAGCUCUGUGGCUUCCUCUGGAGAAAGCGUUGGCUGGGGCACUGGGCAAAGCAGCUCUUUGUUGUCCGUGAGCACGUACUGCUGUGCUUCAGGUGUGCCACCGACCUGCAGCCAGUGCUGGAGCUAGAUCUGUGGGGCUGCCAUGUCACCUACAAAGCCAAGCACGGCAAGAAGAUGCCACAUGCCCUGAAGUUGACAGGAAUGGCAGGAGAGGUGCUGGUCAUCGGUUUCCAGAGCCAGCAGCAGGCUGAGGACUGGAGGAAGGUGAUCGAGGAGGUCAGCAGCAAUACCCCGAGUGGGCUGACAGCAAUCAGUGUCCCACCAUCACCCUCCUCAAGGCUUAGCAGGGCUACCAGGUCCCAGCUUGGCAGGGAAGAAGGGAAGGAGGAUUGCUCCAAGCAGAGCCCUGCUCGCAGCCUCCAGCCCAGAGAGGAUGCUAAAAGAGGUGCAGUGUGUGGGUACCAGGUGAGGGGUGUCCCUGCACCCUGUGCCACUGCUGAUGGGGAUGCACCCGCAGGUUUCCUGGCGGUGCGGCUGCGUGGGCGCUGGCAGCAGCUGUGGUGCGCAGUGCGGCAGGGAGCCCUGCGCAUGUUCCCUGAGCCUGGGGGGACCCAGCGCCCCACCUGCGCCCUGCAGCUGGAGAGCUGUGAGGUUUCCCCAGGGGCAGCCGCAGGCUCCCCCCAGCACCUCCGCAUCCGCAUCGCACAGCGGGGCCAGGAGCUUGCCCUGCUGCAGACCCGUUCAGAUGAGGAGAGGGAAGCCUGGCUGAAGUCCCUGCAGGCCAGGGGAGGAGGGGAGACAGACAGUGGCCGUUCCCACACCAAGACCUCUAAGCUGAGUGAUACCAGCAGCUGCCCUGCCGCGAGUGUGCUGCUGCUACGCCAUGUCCCAAACCCCAACACCUACAUGGACAACCCCUUCAGGAAGCUCCCACUGACUGAGGCCCCCAAGCACCUCUACUCCAACAUGGAAAGGCUGCAGCAGCUGCAGGAUCGAGCAGUGCAAGGGCAGCGAAAGAGACCCAUGUCUGCACUGCCCGUCGGUGCCUGCAGCAAGGCCCCAGGCAGCUCCCUGCCCUCACAGACAGCAUCUGCAGCAGCUCUCCACGGCAGGGCUGCCAGCCCACAGUGGGUGAAGGUGAGCCCCAAGCUCCGGAGCAGGGAUCUCACCCAGUCCCAGUGUACCCUGACGCUGCCCGAGAGGAAAGGGGCUCAGGACGGGCUGGAUAUCCUCAUUGGGAAGAGAGCCCUCCCGAAGCUGGAGGAGAAGGUGGGGCAGCUGGAGAGGGCCUGUCGAAUGAAGGGCAGGCUGAAAGCUGGCUCCGAGAUGAACCUACUGGCCAUCAGCAAGUCGCUGAAGGGCCACAUUGCCACCAGCAGCAGCUCAGCUGUCUCUGAGGGCUCAUUCCUCACACCACUGUUGAAGCGUACCAUGUCAGCAAAGAGUGCCCUGAAGCCACCUCCCUCCCCAGUCACCAUUAGGAAGGGAGAAGUGCUGCAGAAGAGAAAGGUAUCAGCCAGGAACUGCAUGGAGUGGGCAGAGCUAAGGUGAGCUGGGUACCACACAUGGUACUGGGACAUGGCAGGGGUUGACCACCCGUCUUGGCUGCUCUGCAGGAGUGGGAAAUGAAGUCUGCAAUGUGACUAGCACUGCAACAGGCCCAGGACAGCACCUGCCCCGCAGACAGACCUGCCGGAUUGGGCAUCUCUCAGCAGAACAGGGCUGCAUGUGGAUUGUGCAGGACCAGCUUGGUAUCUGUUUUUUAACCAUCAAUAUCAACACUUCAACUACGCACAUUUUAUAUAUAUAUAUAUACACACACACACACACACACACACACAUAUAUCAAUUCUCUGUCCAUGGGUUUCUAGUUCAUCUGGCAUGGGGGCUGGAGAGCAGGAAGCCUUCUCCCAGCACCUUGGUUUACAGGACACAGCCUUCCCGGUUGCAACCUCAUCAGCUGAUAGUUCUGUCCCCGGUGUGGAUCCAGUCAAAACCGUGCUCUGGUAGCACCUCAGCCCCUCAAGACACCUCUCACAGGGCUGAGUGUGGAUGCACCCGGGACAAGCAACCGAGGGGGAAUGCAGCCUGAUAAAAAACUAAGCGUUACGAAUUUCGGCACCAGCCGCGUUGUGCUGCGGGACGAGCCGGGGCGGGGCGAUGCUGUCACGCCGCCCGACGUGCGCAGGGGCGGACCCUGCCCCGGUGCGACGAGUGAGCCAGCGGCUGUCCCUUCCCGGCCCGGUGCACGGGGUGAUGUCCCCACCCCCGAGUUGCCCCCCGGAGCACUUUUAGCGUCUAGGCACCUUUCCAAACCCCUGCCCCAUAGCCUCUUUCUCCCUCCAGCCCCGACACCUCUCCAGCCUCCGUCCCUCCCCGCUCCCGCAGCUCCUCCGCCCCCCAUAUCCACCCGCCUCUCGCCUCCGGCUGCCCACAC
Molecule: messenger RNA, 3139 nt
Organism: Colius striatus (speckled mousebird)
Lineage: Eukaryota; Metazoa; Chordata; Aves; Coliiformes; Coliidae
Product: actin filament-associated protein 1-like 2
Exons: 16
Coding region: 1-2253 (750 amino acids)
Biological process (GO): regulation of interleukin-6 production; inflammatory response; regulation of mitotic cell cycle
Cellular component (GO): cytosol
Molecular function (GO): SH3 domain binding; SH2 domain binding
Source: RefSeq, a predicted model, not a curated record